ACCCACGUCAAUCCAACGCCACAAAAAGUUCCGGUACAGGCUGGCCAUUCGAUAUACGUUCCUCCUCCGACCCCUAAUGCUUGGUUUACACCUUUCUUCCAAGCCGCGAGUUUGGUCAAGCGUAGACACGCUUGCUUCCAACCGCCAAGGUUCCAUGCUCCGCUUUCUGCCUGUGGCUAAUCGUCCCGGCGCCAUUUCCUCUACCAGCUCGUAAUAGCCUUUUAUCUCUUGAAAGCUUACGAUGAGACGAUGCGGUUCUAUCUCACCCGGUGUUGGGCGGCUGUUGAUGGCGUUUCCUUCCACCUUAGAUUUCGGCCACGUAAACUCUCCGGCUUUUCGAAUUUCCGGAUCACUUCCAGGGGUUAUCACACCAUUCGACUCGCAUGUCUGGGGGAUUUUUGUCGUAUACCUUUUAACUAGCUUGGGAGCGGUGCCAAGCCAUUCAUGCUUCUCAAAACUACGUUGUGCGGAGAUGGAGUCUUGGAUUUCAACGGCUGCUCUUUUGUCAAUGCAUUUACACGGAGUUUUCUGUCAUUUUCCAAACAAGGAGGGAUUCUAUUCGACUGUCUACUUCUGUCACAAAUUUUCUGUUACUCUAGAUACCAGCCAGGUUUCAUAUUUCUUUGGCUCAGAGAAGUCCUUGUACCGUAGUCGGUCCCCCAUGCCAGAUGGAGAGACGCAGACGUACUCCUCAGCGGGAGUUUCCUCAACAAUAUACAUAUAUUUGGACGGAGGGACGGGCUGAGAAAGCUCGUCUGCUCCGUCAAAAGGACAACGUUGACUCCCUCAUCAUGACUGCGAUGUUCUCUUCCUAAGGCCGGCUUUCUGAAAUAACUGCUCUCUCCUGACAACCGCGCCAUUUGUGAAGAGCCAUACACAGUCAUGUU
Messenger RNA from Westerdykella ornata, 887 nucleotides. RefSeq lists its product as uncharacterized. The coding region runs from base 242 to 745 and encodes 167 amino acids. The record is from RefSeq and is a predicted model, not a curated record. The transcript has a single exon. Lineage: Eukaryota; Fungi; Ascomycota; Dothideomycetes; Pleosporales; Sporormiaceae.